ACUUAGACACCCAUUUACCUUGAAAAUAAUAAUUUUUUUUUUUAUUUGGUUUUGUAGUAAUAAUAUUAAGUGAAUUUAAUAGCAUUCAAGAAUUUAUUGCAUUAAUUCUAGAAUAUUCAUAAUCAAACUAUAAUGGCUUGAAAACCACCAGCGGACACGAGGACCAACCCGUGCUGGUCGUUCACCAUGAACGUCGUGAAAAUAUUGGCAAUCGUCGUGGUGACGUCCGUCGUCACGCUCCUGUGUAUCCGUUCGGGUCAAGCGAUGACCAAGACCCCUGCUGGAACUGUUUACAAUAAUACCAGUGAGAAACCGGGAUCCCGAGACCAAGGCAGACUUCCGUCGGUGAGCGUAAUUUCCAAAACCGUCGCACCGAAAGCGACUGACAACCCGGUGUCUACUGGUGUCUACCCGGUAGAAAAAAAACGGAAAGAAGUGCAGACGACCAUCACGAUCGUGACUCCGGAGCCGAACCGAGAAGAAAUAUUGAAGAACGAAAACCAAACGACAACAACCACUACUACUACUGCUACCAUUACUGCUGAACCGUUGCAGUUAGCCACUAGUAGGUCUUUGAACAGCGGGUUAAACGGGGACAAUCGCAUCGCCGUACUCGGACCUUUGGUGUCCGGUAGGAAAACGUCGCCGAUUGUAGUCCGAGGAAAAUUGAUAAGACAAAUAGCGUCCAACCACCAAGCCAGCAACGGCGUGACCAUCGUGGACGACAAAGGCGACGACGGCGAUAACGAGGCCAAAAUUAUUGUCGACGCCGAUGUGUAUCACCUGAACAAUAGGCAAUUGGGCAACACCGACUACUCGGCCAUUGACACGGACAUAUCGGUGGCCGAAGAAGACGGCUCGGCUGGCUAUCACGAUUCGUACGAUACGGGCUACAAGGCCAACCCCAACGACGGGGCCGGAUGGAGCUCAGCCAGCCUGCCCGGAAGUUACGGCGGGGGCGUUCCGACGAUUGGCCGGCCGCCGUACGGCAUGCCGUCGCCGUACCCGUAUCCGGGCGGCCAGCCGGUGUCGCCGGUUUACAAACAUCACGUGUCUUACACGAACAACGUGCCACCGGCGUACCCGUACGGCCACCGUCCCGCCGGACAGUACAACAUGAACAACAACUUCCAUCAACAGGUGCAGAUGAUCUACGACAAAAUCGACUGGCACAAGGUCGGCAUAAUGGCGCUGGUCAAGAUCGGGCUGGCCAAGCUCAAGGCGUUCGGGUUCCUCAAGAUCCUGUUCCUGCUCGUGUUCAAGCUCAAAAUGUUCCUGAUCGCCAUGUUCUUCAAGUUCCUGUUGAUCGCCAAGCUGAUGAAGCUGUUCAAGUUAAUCAUGAUACCGCUCAUCCUGAUGACGGUGCUGCCGCUAAUCCUGUCGCUGUUCUCGGCCCCGAUGCUCGUCGGCGGGCUGUUGGCAAUCCCGGCGCGCAUACUCGAUUUCCUAACAGGGCCGAUUUACGCACCGGCGGCGGCGGCCACAGCGGCCACCAAAGUGUUGAUGGAGCCCACUUCGCUUCCGGGGUCGGCGAUCGGAAAGAUCGGUGGCUUGACGCCGUCUUACAAUAAACCCGACGAUGUAACAGUAAGCAAUAACCGGCGGUUGGAGAUGUUCGACCCGGCUUUGACGGUAUUCCGGAAGGUGUUGGACUCGGAAAAAUGCGUGGAAAGGAUUGCGUGUCGGAUGGCUGUCGUGGAAAAAGCCGGUAUACUUCCGGUUUGGAUUAAUUGGAUGCUUUAUCGAGUAUCAAAGGUGAUUCCAAAUGAAAAACUAGAAUCUUAUCUCAGAGCGUAUUCCGAGGUGAACAAUGUGAUUUAUAACAAGUCGGAUAACCCGGCAAAUUGGACAACAUGGUGCUCAGAACGUUUCGACUGCAAUAUUACUAACACUACUAAUACGGCAACAAAUGUGAUAGACGCAGUACAAUGAUAAUACUAUUAUAAUUACUAUUAGUAUUCGGUGUACUCUUUUCGUUUGUUAUAUUUAAUAGUUUGUUUAUAUUACUAACUUCUAAGAGCUUAUCUUCA
Messenger RNA from Rhopalosiphum maidis (corn leaf aphid), 2030 nucleotides. RefSeq lists its product as uncharacterized. The coding region runs from base 187 to 1932 and encodes 581 amino acids. The transcript has 4 exons. The record is from RefSeq and is a predicted model, not a curated record. Lineage: Eukaryota; Metazoa; Arthropoda; Insecta; Hemiptera; Aphididae.